Calliphora vicina (urban bluebottle blowfly) is the source of this 4229-nucleotide messenger RNA. RefSeq names its product adaptor-related protein complex 3, delta 1 subunit-like garnet (gene garnet). The record is from RefSeq and is a predicted model, not a curated record. The transcript is spliced from 15 exons. Gene Ontology annotation, biological process: protein targeting to vacuole; neurotransmitter receptor transport, postsynaptic endosome to lysosome; synaptic vesicle budding from endosome. Bases 349 to 3423 code for a protein of 1024 amino acids. Lineage: Eukaryota; Metazoa; Arthropoda; Insecta; Diptera; Calliphoridae. Gene Ontology annotation, cellular component: terminal bouton; AP-3 adaptor complex; membrane coat.
CAAUUAACUAACUAAAAUCAAAACAAUACUACACAAAGUCAAGAAAAAAAUCUAUAAUUAAAACGAUUUCUGUGCAAUGGCAAAGAAGUGAAGGUGCAUUAAGAAGUGCAGAAAAAAAAAAUCAAUUCAUGAACCAAAGACUUGUCGACAUCAUCAAAGCUGGUUUGUGUUUUAACGCUCUUAAAUUAUUUGUUCGUGUUGUUCCAAAGAGGAACAAAGAAAAAACAAAAAAAAAAAUUAUACAAGUGGAAAUCCACUUUCAAAAAUUGAAAAUUAUUAUCCAUAAAACAAAAAUAGUAGAUAAUUCAUUAAUUAUAAGUGUAAACGAAAGAAAAAUAAAAAUCAAAAAUGGCCCUUAAAAAAGUUAAAGGGAAUUUUGAACGUAUGUUUGAUAAAAAUUUAACAGAUUUAGUACGUGGUAUACGCAAUAAUAAGGAUAAUGAGGCAAAAUAUAUUUCUCAAUGCAUUGAAGAAAUAAAACAGGAACUACGCCAGGACAAUAUAAAUGUAAAGUGCAAUGCUGUGGCCAAAUUAACAUACAUUCAAAUGUUGGGCUAUGAUAUUUCAUGGGCUGGCUUCAAUAUCAUAGAAGUAAUGAGUUCAUCGCGUUUUACUUGCAAACGCAUAGGAUAUUUGGCUGCCAGUCAAUGUUUUCAUCCUGAUAGUGAGCUACUGAUGUUAACUACCAAUAUGAUACGCAAAGAUUUAAACUCACAAAAUCAAUAUGAUGCUGGGGUGGCCUUAAGUGGUCUUAGUUGCUUUAUAUCACCAGACCUAUCAAGAGAUUUAGCUAAUGACAUUAUGACAUUGAUGAGUUCAACUAAACCUUAUUUACGCAUGAAAGCCGUCCUUAUGAUGUAUAAAGUAUUUCUACGUUAUCCCGAAGCUUUAAAACCUGCAUUUCCUAAACUUAAAGAGAAACUAGAAGAUCCUGACCCAGGUGUACAAUCAGCUGCCGUUAAUGUUGUUUGUGAAUUAGCACGUAAGAAUCCUAAAAAUUAUCUUCCUUUAGCUCCUGUAUUUUUUAAGCUAAUGACAACAUCAACCAAUAAUUGGAUGCUUAUUAAAAUUAUUAAAUUGUUUGGCGCUUUAACUCCUUUAGAACCCCGGCUAGGAAAGAAAUUAAUAGAACCACUCACAAAUCUUAUACAUAGCACUUCUGCUAUGAGUUUAUUAUAUGAAUGCAUAAAUACUGUCAUUGCUGUGUUAAUCAGCAUUAGUAGCGGUAUGCCAAACCAUAGUGCCUCUAUACAACUUUGUGUACAAAAGUUGCGUAUAUUAAUUGAAGACUCUGAUCAGAAUUUGAAAUACUUGGGUCUUUUGGCCAUGUCAAAGAUUUUAAAAACUCAUCCUAAAAGUGUUCAAGCCCAUAAAGAUCUCAUAUUGGCCUGUUUGGAUGACAAAGACGAGUCCAUACGUUUAAGAGCUUUAGAUCUGCUUUAUGGCAUGGUAUCUAAGAAAAAUCUAAUGGAGAUUGUUAAAAGACUUUUGGGUCAUAUGGAAAGAGCUGAAGGUUCUGCCUAUCGUGAUGAGUUGCUAUUUAAGGUUAUCGAGAUCUGUUCGCAAAGCUCAUAUUUGUAUGUUACCAACUUUGAGUGGUAUUUAACGGUUCUGGUGGAAUUGAUACAACUGGAGGCUGGCUCAAAACAUGGUCGAUUGAUUGCUGAGCAAUUGCUGGAUGUUGCCAUACGAGUGCCUGUAGUACGUCAAUUUGCUGUCAAUGAAAUGACUAAUCUUUUGGACACCUUUACUGUUUCGUCCCAAAGUAAUUCUAUGUAUGAAGUUUUAUAUGCCGCUGCCUGGAUAGUGGGAGAGUUUUCAAACGAGUUGGAGGAUGCAGAACGAACCUUAAAUAUUUUAUUAAGGCCACGCCAAAUACCCGGCCAUAUACAAGGGGUUUUCGUACAAAAUGUUGUCAAACUAUUCACACGUCUGGCCACAACUUGUCUGGAAAAUGAAGAUCCCAAUGGUUUGAUAAGACUGUCUGACCAUGUUUUGGAAAAAUUACAAGAUUUCAAUAGUUCUAUUGAUAUAGAAGUACAAGAACGUGCCAAUUCUGCCUGCAUACUCAUUGAAAUGUUAAGAGCUCAAUUUAAUGACGCGAAUACUGCUUGCAAUCAUAAUAUAGAUUUUAUUGGAUCCGAAACAUCAGAAACACCUCAACAACAAGUUUCUAUACCAACGCUGGCAAUUGAAAUUAUACAAGAGAUGGCCUUGUUAUUUGCCGGAGAACUUAUACCGGUAGCACCAAAAGCCCAACGUAAAGUUCCUCUACCAGAUGGCCUAGACUUGGAUGAAUGGAUAAAUCCACCACCCGAAGAUGAAUCCUCAUCCUCCUCAAAUGAUGAAAAAGAAGAAUUGUUUGUCAGCUCAUCGUCUCAUCAGGAUGAGGCAGCUGCCAGACGCCGACCUAGUGAAGAGUUAACACCCGAACAAAUAGAACGUCAACGCAUGCAACGCUUAAUUGAACAAUCGAAUAAUCCACAUUAUCUUAAAUCGUCACCCUCAACGCCGGACGUUGCCGCCAAAGGAAGAUCUUUAAGCAGUAAUAAUUCUCAAAAUAAUGCCGAGUACGAUAAUAUUGAUGAAAUUCCCAUAGCAGAGCUAUCGUUAGACGUUCCAUUGAAAAUUGGAGCUACAAAACGUUCCGAUCAAUAUCUGUUGCAAGAGAAAGCCAACGCCAAGGAUAAGAAGAAACACAAGAAAUCGAAAAAGAGCAAAAAAUCAAAAUCAAAAAGCACUUAUAACUCAACAUCCGAAUCGGAAGAUGAACCCAAACCUUUACACAUAGUUAAUACUACACUAGACAUGCCGGAGGGUGUAUCACUAUCCGAUAAUGAUGAUAAAGAUGGUAAAUUCGAUCCAGACGACCCACACAGAGCUUUAGAUAUAGAAUUGGAUAUACCCGAUUUAGAAGAACCCAAACAACAACGGUCCUCUAAAAAAUAUUCCAAUGACUACGAGAAGACUGACAAAGAACACAAAUCAAAAACGUCUUCGUCCUCACAUCAACAUAAAAAAGAAAAGAAAAAAGAUAAGGACAAGGACAAUGUUAAAGACAAACACAAAUCUUCACACUCCCAUAAAAAAUCUACGAAAGCAUCUUCGAAUGAUACAAAUACUAUGGGAGUGGAUAGUGCCAAUUUACUGGGUACUUCCAUCGAUGAAAUACAAACUUCUUACACAAACGAAUUGGAAAAACGAGAAAAACAAAAAACUCAUAAAUCUUCAAAGGAAUUGAAAAAUCUACAAAACGAAUUAGAUGCUGAUUCGACGACUACCUCCAAGAAGAAAAAGGACAAAAAAGAAAAACAUCAUCACAAGGAUAAGAAAAAAUCUCACAACAAAUCAUCCCAUAACACGGCUACACACGAUUAUGAAGAAGCUUUGGGUAUAUCCACGCCAAGUAAGGAAGUUUUUUAAGAAUAUUUUUUGUUUGAAUCGAUAUUUUUUGAUUUGAGAUAAUAAAUCUCAUUAAUGUUUUAAAAUAAUUUAAAAAAAAAACUCUUUCACAUGCGUUUUUUUUAUUUGAAAUCUACUUUUUUCUGAUAAUUUGUGUUUUCUUAAAGUAAUGUAUUGUUAAAAACUAAAAUCUGUGUUAAAGAGAUUUGAAUAAAAAAAAAUUAUUAAAACAAACUCUAUAAACGGUACUGUAACAAAUUAUGAACAAUUAUUUACAACUAAUAUAUUAUUAUAUAGUUUAUUUAUAGUUGAAACAAAACAAAAAAAAAUAAAAUAAACCAAUAAAAUGAAACAUAAUAUUUUAUAUAUAACCAUAUAUUGUAUAGUUUAUAUAUAAUCAAUAAUUUAAUUAAAUACAUAUUCUAAAAUUAUAAAAAAAAACAAAUACAUAUAUACAUACCUAUAUACCUAUGCAAGCCUAUAACUACUACUACUAAUACAUACAAUACAUACUAUAUUAUUACCUACAACAUGAGGAGUAAGAAAAUCUUUAAAUGGUAAAAAAAAUAAAAAAUUUCUACAUUGUCAGUCUUCAAAGAAAAAAUGAAAUUGUUGCUGCAUCAAAAUUAAAGCAAGAAAAUAAGUAAAACGCAUUUUAUUAAAACAAAUUGGGAUUUUAAAUCGAAUUUUAAAAUAUUAUUUUUAAGAUGUUGAUUUUUUUUUUCUUGUGUUUAAUUAACCAUCCAUUAGUUUUUAUAUAAAUAUGAAAAUUAUUAAUGAUCAAAUUUAUAAAAUAAUAAAAAAUAUAUAUAUUUAAAAUAACAAAA